AUGUAGUUUACCAAUUUGGAAGAAUAUUUAACUACUAGAAUGCAGGAGAUGUCUAAGUUUUAUAAUCAACUAAAUAUCCCAAUAUAUGAUGAAAUAAAGUAUAAUGUUUAAGUUAAGGAAUAACAAUCAGAUAUUAGAAGUUAAAAACAUUUUGAAUAAAAGCAAGAAGCUUCAUAGAGUUCAUUUAUGAAUGAAUUUACAGAAGAAAAUUAUAAUCACCUAAAUCAACAUGCAGACAUCUUCGAUGAAAUACCAAUAAAAGGAGCAUAAAAGCCAUUUGAAUAAUUAUUACAAGAUCAGGGAAUUGUGUAAUAGGAGAAAAAAGAUAAGAAGGAAUUUCUAAAGAAGGGAACUAGAUAAUUCUUGUCCAAUGCAUAAACGAGAUCUGAAUUAUCAAGGAGGGAACAUUAGGAGAUCUUGAAAAUGAAUAAUGAAAAUGCAGUAGAGUAAUAAUAACCAAAGAAAUUGCCAGUUCAUUUUUUAUAGAAAGGUAAGGGAAAGCAAUGCACUCAAAAAGCAAAUGAUUCAAUAUUGGAUCAUACUAAAAAUGAUGAAAGCAUAAUCUAAUAGGAUGAUGAUAAAAAUGAAUCAAAAAAAGAGAGAUAAUUAUUGGAAUAACAAAAAAAGGAAUUAUAAAGAUUGAAAAUUCAAUAAUAGAAAUAAUUAGAAUAAGAGAAAUAGGAAUUUGAAAAAUGGAAGGAAGAGGAAAAGAAAAAAAUCGAGAGAAUAACAAAAAAGCACUAUACUAUUCAAUAGCAAAGAUAACAAUAACUAACAACAAAACAAUUGGAAGAAUUAGAUUUCCUUAGAAAAAGAGUGGCAUAAUAAAAUGAAGAAAUAAAGGAACUAAAAUUGUAAUUGGAGAAAUCACAGUAACAAAUCUAAUAAUAAAUGAGCAAUAGUCAAACAACAAGCACUCAUAAUAUCAAUAAAUUAAUUGCUUAAUCAUCCCCUCCACAAAGUAAUUAUUCUACCAAAGCAUCUAUUGCUUCAGAAAAUAAAGCAAAUUCUUAUGCCGUGAUGCACAAUAAAUAAGUUUGCAUCAAUGAGGAAGAGGAAUUUGAAUCUUAGAAUGGAGAGGAUCAAAAUAGUUAUUAAAAUGGAGAUAGUUAUGAAUAAGAGAAAAUUAAGAUUGAUUUAAUUUAGUUAAAAAGCUAACCAAUAAUUUCAAUAGAUAUAAUUAAUGAUUUGAUAGAUGAAUCAGAAUUCGAAUUUCAAAAUAACAAAUACUAUGGAUAAUAUUUAGAUUAUUUGAAAUUUGAUGACAAAGUCAUUUAAUAAAAUCAAUCAGCAGAUGGGAAGAUUUCAAGAACAUAUUAAAGUGGCAAAAAGGAAGUCGUUUUCAACAAUGGAGUUAAAAGAGAAGUUUUUACUAAUGGGUUUACCAUUGUUCAUUUUACAAAUAAUGACAAAAAGCAAACUCUGCCUGAUGGAACUAUAGUUUACUAUUUUGGUCAAGCUAAAACUACUUAAAUUACUAUUCAAAAUGGACCCCAAAUCUAUCGAUUUUUGAAUAAUUAAAUAGAAAUUCACUUCUAAAAUGGCGAGAAAUAGAUUAGAUUCGCUGAUGGAACCAAAAAGUAUAUAUAUCCUAAUGGAGAAGAAGAGACUUUGUUUAGUGAUGGUAUAUUCUAAAAGGUGGAUGUAAAUAAGGUUAAAUACAUUGAAUAUCCUGAUGGUAAAAUUGAGAUUACCUAUCCGGAUGGCAGAAUAGAAAAUUAAUCUCCUAAAAAAUAAAAUUAUUGA
This is a messenger RNA of Paramecium tetraurelia, 1746 nucleotides long. RefSeq lists its product as uncharacterized. The transcript has 3 exons. Gene Ontology annotation, biological process: cilium assembly; centriole elongation. Gene Ontology annotation, cellular component: nucleus; centriole; centrosome. The record is from RefSeq and is a predicted model, not a curated record. Lineage: Eukaryota; Ciliophora; Oligohymenophorea; Peniculida; Parameciidae. Gene Ontology annotation, molecular function: tubulin binding.